AUAAAAAACAAAGAAAUUUUCAAACGAUUUUGGUGAGAUUGCAUAGUUAUUGCUAGUAGAACGCAAACUAGAUAAUACAAGAGUAAUAAUAGAAACAGGGACGGUUUAUACGUUCCUAGUUUACAGGAAAAUAGCAUAUAUCAUAGAGUGUCUUACAAGAUGGAUGACAGCCUGAAUGAACCAGAGCAUAUUGUACGCCUUGCUGAGGAGUUGAUAACAGUUAUUGAUAAUGAAAAGAUUGAAAAUACUUUACUUGACGAUAUCGUUAAAGAAUGGCAGAAAAUAUUAGAAAUAAGAGAAAUACAAAAGGCACAGACAAAAGAAGUAUUUCAAGAAGUUAUGCAAAUUGAGUCUGCAGAGGAAGCCAACUACCAUAAAAGCCAAACAGCAUGCCAACAUCUAAAUCAAGAAGGGCAGAGUUUAGAGCAGCUAGUUUCUCAACACAAAGAAGGACUGGCUAAUGUUGUAUCAACGUGUGAAAGAUUACAACAAAAUUUGGAAGCAUGUCAACAAGAAUCACAAAAAUUGGAACUUGAAAAACAGGAAGUUGAAAAACAGAAGAAAAUAUCAAUACCAAAAACAAGACAUGACAUCACACUAUACAAGUUAAUUACCAACCUACACUGGCAGCUGGACACACCACCAAAUGAGCUCAAAGGCUAUGUAUGUGGAAAUUCUGAAGUAAAACCUUUCACCUUCAACAAGGAACAAGUGUCAAAAUAUGACAUAGUGAACUCAUUAUGGGACAUGAUAGAAGAGGACUGGUGACCAGAUUUAUGUUGCAACAAAACUGGUUCCUGUUUAAACUGUAAUCUUAAAUGCUGUCAUGAGUGGACAUUUUUUAAUAACUUUAUUUAUUGAAGAAAUAUGAAUUUAUACCCUCAGAAGUUUAAGGUGUAUGAACAAUACAUAUACAUAUUUGUAACAAUGCAGAAAAUUAUAAAAUAUUGAAAGAUUAGUAUGUACCAGUAGUUACGUAAUUUUAAGAAAGAAAAAACACUUAUUUAGGGGUGAUGUUCACCCGCCUCAGUUUUAACAACGUUGCAAUAAAUGAAGCAGCAAAUUCUAUCGUAUAUAAUGAUGAUAAAAGUAAUUGCAAUCCAUCUUUCUUUAUUGAUUCUGUAAAUUUUGCAGGAAUAUUAUUUUUAACUUUUUCAGUCAUAAUGUAAGGACUUAUUUAUUUCACGUGUUAGAAAAAAAGGUUUGAUGUUAUGUCUCAUUAAUCAUGUUAAUAUUACAAAUAUACAAUGUAACCCAUGUAUAUACCUUUUCUUGAAUGUAUUGUAUACAUUUUCAGAUGUUUGUGCUAUAAGUUGGUUGUUAAUUUUAGGGUCUAUUUUUAUACACGAUGAAGUGAUAUUUUGAAUGACGCAUUGAUACAGAAUUUUUAUUAGUUUGGUUUGCAUGAAAUACUAGUUAUAGAUUGUGACAUGUAAAAAUCAUGUCUGUAUUUAUUAGUUUUUUUUAUGUAUUAAGAUUGUUCCCAACACCUUCACUAAAUUUUAUUUGUCUCGUUUAAUUUUCAUAAAAGUUAUCUCCCUGUAGUGUUAGGUACCACCUUUAAUUUUGAAUAUUGAAAAUGAACAGUUUCAGUAUGUGCUUUGUCAUACUAAAUCCCUUCUGUAUACUAUCUUAUGUUUAUAUGGAAUGAAUACAUUGUAGUGCAGUAGUAUCAAAUGAUGAAGUAUUGCAGGUGACUGUCAACAAUUUCCUUGCAAAAAGUUGUAAAUAGGUCGAUUUUCAUUUUUUACUGUUCAGGAGUUAUGAUACUUGAAAGAUUGGAAAAUGGAGCUUUAUUUUAUUCUCAUACCAGAAUUUGCAAAUUGUUGAACCAAUGCUUUUUAAACUUUUGUUGUUACUGCUGACAAAAUGGGUGUAAAUUAAUAUUGACUUUAUUUCACUAUUAUCGUUCAGGACUAAUGAUCCUCGAUAUAUUUGUAAAUAGACACAAAACUUGACAGCAAAACAUGUUUUAGAGACCAAUACAUUGAAAAUAUCCAUCCUUACUAGCCUUCUUCUGAAGUUCUAUUAUGGUUUUCUUCAAAAUACACAGUCUAUUUGACAGCUCCUUUCUGGUUUAAAUUAAGCUCAUAAAACUAAGACUUUUGACCAUGUCCAGAUUAUCAUGAUUAUAGGAAUAAAACUAUGUUUUAAAUCCAUUUUUUUAACAUAUUGCACUGUCCUAAGAUCUGAUAUAAAAUAAAUCAACAAUUUGAAUAUUUUGAAGUAAAUAUAAAAGUACUUUAAUAAGUUAGUUUAUUAUCUAUUCACAGAUCAAUUUAAUCAUCAUAUGUACAUAUUCAUUACAUUUGUUUAAGUAUACAGUAACAUAUAAAUUUUACAGCACUAGUGGACGGAAUCAAUAAUAUACAAUAUAAUAUAAGACAAUGUAAGACUUUGUCACACAUAAAAGAUUGUUUAGAUCAUAUUUAUAACAAUAGAGAUUAUCUCCUACAAAAUACAUGUAAUAAGCAUAUAAAGGAAUGUUUAACAUAUAAAGUUUAGAAUUCUACAUUUGGCAAAACCACCCAUGAAAAAUAAGGAUAUAUACUGAUUAUUGAUAUCUAAAUGCUAUUAAAAGAUAACACCUACUGCAUAUUCUGCAACAUUAUUUCACAUUUGAAAAUGUUUACGAUCACAAUUUUAAUUCUAACUUUUUAGCAAUAUCAAAGUUACAACUUCUUAAUUUAAUAUAGACUGUUUGUGGGAUGUCAUUUGAUAUUGUGAAACCUUAGAUGCCAGCAUUUCUGUGUUCUUUUCUUUCCUUUUCUUUUCACUUCUCUUCCAUCUUGAUUAUCAUCAGAUAUAUAUCCAGAGGUCACAUUCUUUAUUUAUUUUUGUAUCAACUACUUGGUCACAUUACCGUUUCAAAGUCAAUUAAUCUUCUUGAUAAUUCACGGUCAUACUUGCACUUCCCAGAUAAAUAUUUCAGAAUGUGACACAGUCAAUAAAUAUUUACUGUCUGGUGAGAAUUUAACAAAGUUUAUUGAAUCACUGUGACCUACAAAAUCUUGAAAACUUCCUUCAUAGUAAUCUAACAACUUCAUCACUCGUUCUGAAAUAUAGGCAUUUAAUGUAAAUAUUAUUUUGUAAAUAGUGUAGUAAAGUUUUUUUUAAAUAAAUAUGUAUACGUAAAUAAAUAUAUUAUAUUAUA
Molecule: messenger RNA, 3154 nt
Organism: Mytilus trossulus (common blue mussel)
Lineage: Eukaryota; Metazoa; Mollusca; Bivalvia; Mytilida; Mytilidae
Product: kinetochore protein Spc24-like
Exons: 5
Coding region: 160-768 (202 amino acids)
Biological process (GO): chromosome segregation
Cellular component (GO): Ndc80 complex
Molecular function (GO): microtubule binding
Source: RefSeq, a predicted model, not a curated record